Molecule: messenger RNA, 2516 nt
Organism: Drosophila grimshawi
Lineage: Eukaryota; Metazoa; Arthropoda; Insecta; Diptera; Drosophilidae
Product: ubiquitin carboxyl-terminal hydrolase MINDY-3 homolog
Exons: 6
Coding region: 203-1738 (511 amino acids)
Biological process (GO): protein K48-linked deubiquitination
Molecular function (GO): cysteine-type deubiquitinase activity; K48-linked deubiquitinase activity
Source: RefSeq, a predicted model, not a curated record
GCACCCAUAUUUUGUACAUCUCCCUACACUGUUGCAUUUGCACAGCCAAAUAAGAUGCCAACCUAAAUAGUUGGCUUUGCGUUUAUUGUAUUUCGAUUUCGAUAAAGGCGAAUACAUUAUUUUGUGAUUCGAAUAGUUGGUGUCAAAAGCCUUGGAACCUCAAAGGCAGACAACAGCCGAACAGCAACAAGAGCAACUAGCCAUGGCCACCGCCAGUGGAUCAGCGACAGCUGGGCAUCCUCAACAACAGCAGCAAGAACAGCAACAACAACAAUUGGUGCGUUGCAAUGAGCAUGAUAUGCGUGAACUGCGCGAAAUUAAACAGUUGGUGUGGGGCGCCAGUGUGCGCGAAGAUGUAUUCAAGCGUUGGUCUCAAGGCUUUGAGUUUAGUGAUGUGGAGCCCUCGGCAUUGGUGCAAAAACAGGGCGGUCCUUGUGCUGUGAUAGCGCCCGUGCAGGCGUACUUGCUUAAGAUAAUUAUUGUGGAUAUGCCAGGUAUUCAACUAACAAAGCUGACCAGUGAGAAAUGCCAGAAACUGCUCAUCGAGGCGCUGUGCAACAUCUUGAAGAAUUGCCGUGCGCCGCGCUUUAAGAUUGUCACACUGCAACGGCGAUCAACCAAAGAGCGUCGCCUGACGCCUCCCACCGUCGCCGAUGCCAUUGAGGCGGCCACCGAGGCGGAGGAGUCAACUGGUACAGGAAUUGAUGCGGAUGCUGCAUCGACUGCUGCUGCUACUUCGAUUGUUUCUCCGACUGCUGAUCCGACUGCUGCUGCUGCUGCUGCUGCUGGCAGCAGUAAAAAUGCAUUGGGUACAGGGAAUCGCUUGAAUUUGGAUCUGACACCAGAACAAUUUCAUGAGCGCCUGCACACACUGCACUUUGAGCAUGUUGCGGAUGUGGCACGCCACUAUCUGGAUAACUAUAGUCAGCUGUCAAAUACGUAUGGUGUGCUGUUGUUUAUGUAUUCGGUAUUCCUUACCAAGGGCACCGAACUGGUCACAGCGGAUAUAUCGGAUCUAUCGGAGCCGCAAAUACACAGCACAUAUGGCUAUGGGGCACAGUCGCUAAUCAAUUUGAUGCUAACGGGACGCGCCGUAGCGCAUGUCUGGGACAAUGAGCAGGAUGUGGGCGGCUUAAAGCUGCGCGGCAUCUGCGAACAGAGCGACAUCGGAUUCAUUACACUGAUGGAACAGAUGCGCUACUGUACAGUCGGCUCCUUCUUCAAGAAUCCACGCUAUCCAGUUUGGGUCAUGGGCUCCGAUACGCAUUUAACUGUUUUGUUUAGCAACGAAAAGAGGCUCGUCUCGCCAGAGACAGCAUCGGAGACGGGACGUCGGAUCUUCAAGUCAUAUGAUCCGGAGGGAAACAAUUUCAUAUCGAGCACCUUGCUGCGGGAUGUGCUAGCCGCGUUGAAUUUGGUCAGCGAGCCGGGAUAUGUCAAUUUCAUGCAGAAGCGCUUGGAUCCAGAGAAUCUCGGUAUUAUACUCCUUAACGGCUUCAUGGAUGAAUUCUUUCCCUUGGAGCGCCGCUCAACGCCGGAUACAUUCGACCUGCUGCAUUACAAUGGCAUACCCGGUUCCAAUGAUAGCAACAAGGUGCGUUACUAUUGUGGCUCGGCCAUACUGCUGGAAGGUGAUCUCAAGUCAAUAUGCACUUCAAAUCCGAUGGUCACUUGCCUGCAGACCAAGUGGCCCAACAUUGAGGUCAACUGGCAUGAAUAUUUGCCCUCAUUGAAUUGACGUCCUUCUUAAAUGAAUGAAUAAUAGCAAAAGCAGUAGUAAAGCAGAAACAGAAAACAGAAGCAGCAACAACAGCAAACAAGAAACAAAAGAAAGAACACAAAACAAAAGAACUACGGCAAAAGUAGCGGCACAUCUUUAUUUCAAACACCUUUCAAUUGUUUAUUAAUAAUUUAUUGAAUAUCGUUUCAAAAACAACCAAAAAAAAAACAAUUAAGAAAAACAAAAAAAAACGACACAAAAAAAGAAGAGACAACUAACACAACUUACACAAACACACACAUACACACUCGCACACACACACAUACACCCACACACACACACACAAACAUAUAUACUAAAAUAUGCAAUACAGAAAUAUGCAGAAAUUUUGAUUUCGCAACAUUAAUGCUUUAAACAUGAUCGCAUCCUUAUGCAACAAGAAAAACAAAAAACUUAUUGAAAAUAUUAUUGUUUGCCAUUCUAAUUGUAAGAUUCACAAAUUUAUUACGCAUAUUGUAAACCGAAUCAGACAGAAACAAGCAGAAGAAUAACUACAAAAUUUGCAAACAAUAUAUGCACAACUCUCUCGUAACAUACCCACUCAUGCACACACAUACACACACACAAUCACACACACACACACAAUCACACACACACACAAUCACACACACACACAAUCACACACACACAAUCAUACAUAUACAUACACAUUAAAAACAAAAAUUUUGUUUUAUGGCCUUUUAACAAAUUAAUUGUAGUGUUUAAAACAAUUAAAUAAAAUUAAAAACCAACUAAA